AUGUACUUCCUCUCUCUAUCCCUCAUACUCCUCACCAUUCAUACCCAAAUCUCUCGCGCCGAAACCACAUGCACCGAUUUCAGAUUUCUAGUAUACAUCGACUACACCCAAUACCAAUUCGGCUAUCUCCCUUUCAACGACAACUACGACGUAGCGACAUAUAUUCAAGACAUCAAUCGUCGCGACGCCGACAAGAAUUUCCAUCCCAUCUCAGGCAGUAUUCCCGGAAAUGGAACUUUUCGUUUCUCGGGAACAUAUUGCGAGCCAGCGAAUGCAACUACGUUAUUAGUUGCAACGCAUGGAUUGAAUUCUGAUAGAACUUAUUGGGAUAUACAAUAUCAACCCGAAAAAUACAAUUUCGCAAAUUAUGUAGUUGGGAAGGGAUACUCGUUUCUGUCCUAUGAUCUUUUAGGGGCAGGUCGUUCUCAAGUAAUAAGCGGCUACACCCUCCAACUCCCCAUGCACGUUGCCAUACUCGAGAAAAUCCUCACCAAAAUCCGCGAAAACUCUCUUUUCCCAAAAUCGGUCGAACAUACUGUGCCCAAGAAAAUCGUUCCCAUAGGUUUUAAUAUAGGUUCCCUCCUUACUAAUGCAGUUAUAGCCAAGAAUGCUUCUCUGGUCGAUGCGGCAAUCCUGACUGGAGUCGGCUACAAAGCCAGCGUUGCCAGCUUCAUCGCCUCUCUCUUCUCGAGCUGGAAUGGAAAGAUUGCAAGUACGGUGGAUAAGAAAUGGGAGGAUUCGGGAUAUGACUCGGGGUAUUUAGAUCAAGAUGAUAAGUUUGUGAUUUGGAAAUUGCUCUAUAGGAAAGGAUACUACGAUACGAAUCUUACAGAUUCAUACAGCACGGAACAUCGAUAUCCACAAGCUAUAAUGGAAAGUGCGACGGUGCCUCUAGUCAAUCUAAAUGCGAAAGCUUUCAAAAGCCCGGUGUUGGUCAUGGCUGGCGAAAACGAUUAUAUAAACUGCGGUGGCAACUGUCAAGGCAUUCUGGGACCGUCGGCUAGAGAAGCAUUUCCUAACUCGAAAGGAUUUCAGAGUUAUAUUCAGCCAGGUGCAGCUCACAGUUUGAAUUUAGCUUAUAAUGCAACAGGGGGUUAUCAGGUUAUUGUAGAUUUUCUGAAGAAGAAUGGGUUCUAAAUGAAGGAUUGUAAGAAGCCUCUGGUCGUGAAAUCGUUACUAGCUGCUGUAUAUGCAAAUUUCUCUUCAAAUAACACAAAGAUAUCACGCUUCUUACCCCACUCGAGAAUUGUCUCGGGGUAUGAUGGGUAUUGUCAUUCAAACACUUUUUCGUCUUCGGCUUCUACGCAUUCUUGUGAGCGACAUUGAAGAUCGGAAUGGAGGGUCAGUGACUCUACGAGAUUUCUGUGAAGCUCACAUCUAAUUCUUGAAAGCGAUCUAAAAAGUAAUAGGAAUUUCUUAUCCGAUUCUCAGAGCAAUAGUGUGAAUAUUGACAUAAGACAUGAUCGAUGGCAAUAUUCGCACAUCGCGCACCCAAGUUUGAGAAUCAUCAUCUCGAAGUUGUCAUCUCAUAACCAAUCAUGGAAAAUGAUUGAAAUGUGCUCGAAACCCCAACUGAUUCAAAUGCAGAGAGCACUUCCAAUAUUGGUGUCGAGUCAAGUCGUCCGCAUCUCCGCGAACACAGGAUAGCGCUGAAAGUAUUUUUCUCCCGCAUAAGUCAUCAGAAAGGUAUUUUCUGGUUCUAUACCAUAGACCAAAAUGAAGCCAAGAAGGAU
Molecule: messenger RNA, 1733 nt
Organism: Botrytis porri
Lineage: Eukaryota; Fungi; Ascomycota; Leotiomycetes; Helotiales; Sclerotiniaceae
Exons: 6
Coding region: 1-1137 (378 amino acids)
Source: RefSeq, a predicted model, not a curated record